Molecule: messenger RNA, 4850 nt
Organism: Syngnathus typhle (broad-nosed pipefish)
Lineage: Eukaryota; Metazoa; Chordata; Actinopteri; Syngnathiformes; Syngnathidae
Exons: 2
Coding region: 1228-2157 (309 amino acids)
Molecular function (GO): catalytic activity
Source: RefSeq, a predicted model, not a curated record
CAGAGCGGGCGCGCUUCUUCCUAGUCAGCGCGAUGGCCGUGACGCUGCCCGGAGUAAAAGAACGAAGACGGAUUUUGCAUUCUUUUUGAGAUUGAACCAAAAUCUACUAAAAUGAAUUUCCAGAGUCUUCGAAUUGGACUUUGUCAAAUUUUAAGCUUCGAGGAAAGCAGGGGAGAAAGCCACCGGGCAGAAAGGGGAAGUCGCCACUUUUACUUUCUCCUCAUGGCCAUACCUUUCCUCUUUUUUAAACAGAAUUCGGAUUUUGGAACAAAGGAGAGCCGAUCACUCGACUUGUUCAACCAAAUAGGAUUUUAGACCUUUAGUCCCCUCUCUUGUUCUGUGUGGCCGGAGUGCCUGGGAGAGCGGAGGCUUUGUGGCCGUUUGUCUGCCGUCGAUCAUCGGACGCAAAGUAUGGCUGCGGAUCAAGAGGUUUGUGCGGCUUCGUGCACCAACUGCACCCUUCUCUUAGAGAGGUUGUCCCUGCUAGAGGGACGUGUCCGCCAGUUAGAGCAGAAUUGCGCGAUAACUUUAGAUGUGGCGGAUACAGACGCGGGCUGUAGUCAGCCCGCUAGCCCAGUUAGCAUUAGUCCCAAGCGGCUUGCUAAUCGCGAUGAGCCAGGUAAGACGCAUAGCCGUCCAAAGUCAUCUCGGUCUACUGGCCCUCGCACUUUGGUCAUAGGUGACUCCAUUACCCGGAAUAUUACGCUUAAAAAUCCCGCCACGGUAAUGUGUAUUCCUGGGGGCAGAGCACCCGACAUAGAAGCUAAUCUUAGGGAGCUGACUCGCAAUAGGUCUAGUCAACAGCGUAGUUCCAUCAACACUAGCUACUCGGACAUAGUGAUACACGUCGGCUCCAAUGAUGUUAGGAUGAGGCAAUCGGAGAUCACAAAGAGAAACAUAGCGAGGACUUGUGAUCUUGCCAGAAAGAUGAGUCGGCAUCGAGUAUUUGUCUCUGGCCCCCUGCCUGGGAGAGGCACUGAUGAGAGGUUUAGUAGAUUAAUCUCCCUUAAUUGAUGGAUGGCUGGGUUCUGUAAGAAGCAGGGACUGUAUUUUAUAGAUAACUGGCCUUCCUUCUGGGGCCGCCCCGACCUGCAGAGGAAGGACGGCCUUCACGCUAACCGUGCAGGCGCCUUCACUCUUUCUAGGAAUAUAGAUUACUGUUUGAGCCACACAUGACAGGUCACUUUAGAGCAGGCCGGGUCACAGGUGAUUAGACCACCUGUCAAAAUGGGUUUGGAGUCUGUUAAGAUAAAGUUAACUAGCGCUAGGCUAGACUCCCAGCAUGCACAUAGCUCCUUGUGUAGACUAGAGCGUGAUAGUUUGAAUAGUGCUACAGUACACAUAAAUGCACUUUCUACUGGGGUAGUAGACAAAUCCAAUCACUCCACCCCGACCGGUUUUGCUGAUGAAACGGUGCCGGUUUCAGAUAAUUUUACACGUGUAACAAAUAUUUACUAUCAGAUUCCCACGGUCGUAUCAUCCCACCGUACUAACAAACAUUUGAGAGGUGAUGUCAGGCCUAGAGAACACAAUCUUACUCGCAUCUCGUAUAAAUAUCCUUCGAUAGAUACGCACCCGGAUGGACCAAUUACACUUAAACUUGGUUUUAUAAAUAUUAGAUCGCUUCAUACGAAAGCCAUUCUCGUUAAUGAUCUCAUCACAGAACAUAAUCUAAACGUUUUUGGUCUCUGCGAGACCUGGUUAAAACCUAAUGAACUGAUGCCGCUUAAUGAGGCCUCGCCUCCAAAUUUUGUGAGCUCGCAUGUGGCGCGUCCUCGAAAAAAGGGUGGGGGUGUCGCCCUCAUCUCGAAUUCCGAGCUUAGUUUGAGGCCUCGUUCGAUCAACGUAUUUAAAACAUUUGAGGUUCUCACUGUCCGAUCCACUGCUUUACCGUCAUUUUAUCUUGCUGUUAUUUACCGUCCACCCGGGGCUUACUCUGGCUUCCUGGAUGAAUUUUCAGAAUUUAUGGCUGAUCUAGUAACCAAUGCGGAUAAUAUAAUUAUCAUGGGCGAUUUCAACAUCCACAUGAAUUUACCGUCAGAGCCACUUACUUCAGCGUUUCAGACUUUAACUGAUACGUUUGGUUUUACGCAAGCCGUACAGGCAGCAACGCAUAAGAUCUGGUAUUAUCCCGAGGAGUUGCAACCUCAAAUAUAGCAGUACUGCCAUACACUACUGUUUUGUCUGAUCAUUACUUAAUAAAGUUUGAAAUUCUAGUUCCUUGUCAAAGACAAGAGAGCAAUCAGCAUUAUUGGAGCCGUCAUUUCAACUCCAUGACUGCAACUGCGCUAUCUGAGAUACUGUCGCCGGCAACCGCUAUAUUUCUCACAUACGCCGGCUCUAUUGAUAAUCUUACAAAUGAAUUCAAUGCGACAUUGUUAAAUGCCAUUGACGCUGUGGCGCCGUUACGUCUGAAAACUCGCCGUAGAGUGCCUACUCCGUGGUUCACAGAUGAAACGCGUACGCUUAAGCAAUUAUGUAGAAAGCAUGAGCGCAGAUGGCGUCUAACCAAACUUGAGGUUUUCCAUCAGGCAUGGCAGGAUAGCCUCCUGAAAUAUAAAGAUGCGCUUAUCUUAGCAAAAACUCGGUAUUUUUCGCAAGUUAUUAAUCUCAAUAAAAAUAAUCUGAAACACCUAUUUGAUACAGUGGCAAAGCUGACUCUGCGCCAGCCGACCACCGAUAGUUCCUUCCACUCAGCUGACAAGUUCAUGAAAUUUUUUUGCUCAAAAGAUUGAAUCCAUUAGGGAUGAGAUCAAGAAUACCGUUCCAAUAUCUCGGUCGAGCUCGCCGUUUACCAACGCUGAUGAUCAUGCAACAACCCUCUCAACUUUUAAAAGCGUGUCUCUUGAAAGGCUUACACAAUUGGUUAGUGCGGCUAAACAAACAACAUGUUUACUCGACCCUCUUCCAGCCAAACUACUUAAAGAAUUAUUUCAAAUUUUAGGACUGUCCGUCUUAAAUAUAAUCAAUCUGUCUAUCUCCUCUGGGAUAGUGCCAACAGCCUUUAAAUCAUUAAACCGUUACUUAAGCAACCAAAUCUUGACCCGGACUGUCUCAGUAAUUAUAGGCCAGUUUCAAACCUCCCAUUCAUAGCAAAACUUCUUGAAAAAGUAGUAGCGCAGCAGCUUAUCGAUUACAUGGUCGCCAAUAAUCGAUAUGACACUUUUCAGUCUGGUUUUAGAGCUAAUCAUUCCGACAGCACUUGCUCAAGUGACUAACAAUCUCCUCAUAGCUAUGGAUUCAAACACUUCGUCUGUACUGUUACUACACGAUCUUAGUGCUGCCUUCGACACUGUAGACCUUGAUAUUUUAUUAGGGCAUCUUAAAAGUUGUGUUGGUAUUUCAGGGUCAGCACUAGGCUGGUUCCAUUCCUAUCUAUCAAACAGGACGCACCGAGUGGUCCAUGGCAAUGAGUCCUCGGAGCUCUAUAAUGUUACGUGUGGUGUCCCAUAGGGAUCGGUUCUCGGACCAAUUCUUUUUAAUAUUUUUAAUUCCGCUUGGGGACAUAAUACGUAAAUAUAAUAUUAGUUUUCAAUGCUAUGCGGAUGACACCCAACUAUAUAUGCCGUUAUCGAUGACAGAUCCGCGGGAUUGUUGUAAUCUUGAGGCGUGCCUUGCGGAGAUCAAGCAAUGGAUGUCUCUCAACUUUCUUCGUCUUAACCCAGAUAAAACAGAGAUGUUGAUAAUUGGUCCAACUCGUUGUCAACACUUAUUCAAGGAAACCGCUAUAACUAUACAUAACCGUACUAUCACUCAAAGCGAUACUGUAACUAAUCUCGGGGUAAUAUUUGACCAAACUCUCUCCUUUCAAAAGCACAUUAAGAAUAUAACCAGAAUUGCGUUUUUUCACCUUCGUAAUAUUGCAAAGAUUCGUCCGAUCCUCUCGACCGGUGAUGUGGAAACUAUUAUACAUGCGUUCGUCACGUCGCGCCUGACAGUUAGUACAAAAUGCUGCUGCAAGGCUGCUCUCUCGGAAAGAAAAUUUGAUCACAUUACCCCAAUACUAGCCAACUUACAUUGGCUCCCGGUCCAUUUAAGAUGUGACUUCAAGGUUCUUCUAUUAACCUAUAAAUCACUGCAUGGCUUAGCGCCUUCAUAUCUCGUCGACCUAGUUGUUCCUUAUGUUCCGUCUCGUAACCUUCGUUCGCAAAACGCUACCCUUUUAGCGACACCAAGGGCCAAGAAAAUGUCUGCAGGCUCUAGAGCAUUUUGUAUUCGGGCUACAGAGCUUUGGAAUGCCCUACCAAUGGAUAUUAGGACUGCUACCUCAGUAGAAACAUUUAAGACACGUUUAAAGACACAUUUCUAUGACAUGGCCUUUAACUAACCUGUAGUGGCCGAUUCGGCUGGAGUUUGUUUUCUCUCCCUCUCCACUCCCUCCCUCCCCCCUCCCCGGCCGGGGAGGUGGUUAGGUGGCACCCAUGCUGACAGCGGCUAUCUGGAUUCUCGUGGGCCAAUUCAGGAUGGGGGAACUGCAGCUCAACCUCCUCGAAAACACUGCCAGGUCAAUUGAGGGCUCCUUCGGCAGCCCUCUGCUCUGACAUGGACAUCCACUUUUUAUUUCAUUGAUUUUCAUGUAUCAUUUGUGCCCUCUCUGCAUCCAUUUCAACCUGGUGAUCCUGAAAGGGGGAUCCUUCCAUCUGUGGUCCCUUCUCAAGGUUUCUCAUUUUCCCCCGGUAGGGGUGUUUAAGUUUUUCCUUGCCCUUUUGGGAGCUUAAGAUCAGGGGAUGCUUUGAGAAUAAUUGUCAAUUUCUGUCUAUGUGAAGCCCUUUGAGACUGCUUGUGAUUUAGGGCUAUACAAAUAAAUUUUAAUUGACUUGACUUUGCCUUAAUCAGUACCCAAUAAGUAG